Rana temporaria (common frog) is the source of this 1945-nucleotide messenger RNA. Its product is annotated as estrogen-related receptor gamma-like. The transcript is spliced from 7 exons. The record is from RefSeq and is a predicted model, not a curated record. Lineage: Eukaryota; Metazoa; Chordata; Amphibia; Anura; Ranidae. Gene Ontology annotation, cellular component: nucleus. The coding region runs from base 470 to 1759 and encodes 429 amino acids. Gene Ontology annotation, biological process: regulation of DNA-templated transcription. Gene Ontology annotation, molecular function: zinc ion binding; sequence-specific DNA binding; steroid binding.
CCCAGAUUAUCUCUCACUGAAUUAACAUCUCAUCCUACUGACCUGAUCCAGAAUAGAAGCCUGCCAACUUUCACUCACACACAGUCUGGGCGAAGACAUGUCCCCACCACACAUGUACACAUGUAAAGUAGUCUCUCAGCCCUCCAAGAUGAUGGACCCAACGUGGAGAUCUGCUGAGGUCUGGUACUCCAACGUGGUAGCUUCAUCUUGGUAUGGCGGGCCUUUUAAUCAGUUAACCAACAGCAUGGCACCAAUUUCAGAUCUGAUCAUCGUUCUGUGAUGGACUUAAAAACUGGAGAGUGACUGUUACUAACGGCUAGCAGCUUCUCUUUGCCAUAGAGGUGGGCUGAUCGUUAUUGGAUUGGCAACAUUCUCUCCUCUUCUUUGCUGCUUGUCUCCAUCCCUACUGGAGUCAUUGGAUUCACGUGGUACCAAGUCCCCACUUUAUUCAGCACAAUCCAAACUGAACAUGUUUCUUUGUGGGAUAUCACACAAUCUGAACCUUCAAGUCAAAGCUGAGCCAUCCAGCCCAACUCUACAGAUGGACACAAGCGGGUACUUUAGCCCAGGUGGCAUGUCAGACACCAGCAGUAGCUAUGGGCUCUCUGUUGGAGGACAAUCUCAGGGUUUGGACUCUCCCACGGCACUGCUUGGAUUCCCUGAUACCAGUGAAAAGUUGUUUGCAGACAGUCCACCUUCCAUGGGGGAGGACUCAGGCAUGCAGUGUGUUCUCAGGUCUGUCCCCAAGCGACUGUGCCUGGUGUGUGGAGAUACAGCCUCAGGAUAUCAUUAUGGAGUGGCUUCUUGUGAGGCCUGCAAAGCAUUCUUCAAACGCACAAUACAAGGUAACAUAGAAUACAGUUGUCCUGUGGUUAAUGACUGUGAAAUUACCAAACGGCGGAGGAAGUCUUGUCAAGCCUGUCGCUUCCGCAAGUGCCUGAAGGUUGGAAUGAUGAAGGAAGGAGUGAGACUGGAUCGGGUGCGAGGUGGGAGGCAAAAGUACAGACGCCCGGUGGAAGCUGAAGCUCCAGACCCUUGCAGUUUUCUCAACACCCUUCACUCACUACCUGGAAAGAAGACAACAAAUAAAGUGGUGUCACAUUUGGUUUUGGUUGAACCCGGAGAGAUAUAUGCCAGCCCUGACCUCAACCUUCCAGACAGCGACCUGCGUACACUGACUACACUGUGUGAGCUAAUCAAUCGCGAGCUGCUUAUCACCAUUGGCUGGGCCAAGCACGUCCCAGGUUUCUCUGUCCUUUCCCUGGCGGAUCAAAUGUCUCUCCUGCAGAGCGCCUGGAUGGAAGUCUUGGUCCUGGGCAUCGUCUAUCGCUCUCUAGAGAUGGACAACGAGCUGGCAGUUGCAGAGAACUUCUUGUUGAGCAGGGAAGAGUGCCGUAGCUCUGGCCUCUUGAACCUUCAUUCUGUACUUCUCCAGCUGGUCAGGAAAUAUCGCAAGACAAAGUUGGACAAAGAAGAAUUUGUCACACUAAAAGCCAUGGCUCUGGCCAACUCAGAUUCCAGCAGCAUCGAGAACGUGGAGGCUGUUCUGAACCUACAAGAUCGUCUUCACGAGGCCCUUCAGGACUAUGAGAGGGAGCACCACGCCGAGGACCCGCACCGGUCUGGCAAACUCCUCAUGACCUUGCCGCUACUCCGCCAGACAGCAAACGAAGCCGUGCGCACUUUCUGCCAGAUAAGACUGGAGGGGAGAAUCCCAAUGCACAAACUUUUCCUGGAAAUGUUGGAGGCCAAGAUGUGACUGAUGGAGCUCCAUCUACUGUACAGGAGCCCCAAUGGAUGAGCCAUGAGCCCCAAAUAUCUGGACACCGGACAGCAGCUUCUGUAUGUACCAAGAGUGGAAAUAACCAGGGCCAGUGGCGUAGCGUGGGUUGUCAGCGCCUGGGGCGAGGCAAGUAAUUUGCGCCCCCCUGACCCAUGGACUUAC